Lucilia cuprina (Australian sheep blowfly) is the source of this 2284-nucleotide messenger RNA. It is a transcript of the gene Droj2, whose product is annotated as dnaJ homolog subfamily A member 1. Gene Ontology annotation, molecular function: Hsp70 protein binding; ATP binding. Gene Ontology annotation, cellular component: cytoplasm; cytosol. Lineage: Eukaryota; Metazoa; Arthropoda; Insecta; Diptera; Calliphoridae. Gene Ontology annotation, biological process: protein refolding; response to heat. The coding region runs from base 329 to 1531 and encodes 400 amino acids. The record is from RefSeq and is a predicted model, not a curated record. The transcript has 3 exons.
CUUUUGAAUGUCAGCCGCUGACGCCGUUAAUAUUUGUCGACACAGAGCUUUGAGAAUCAACGCCAUUUUACGGUAAAAAUAAAAUAGACAUUCGUGAAAUAAAAUUUUUGCGCGACGGAUCAAUUUGUGUCCUUUUCAUCCCCUUGACAUCUUGUGUGUGUACAACAGUAACAGAAGUAGAAAAAGAGUCCAAUAAAGAAAGGAAAAAUAUAGAUAAACGAAGAACAAAGUAUUUGAGUGUAUAAGAAAAACAAUCGUGAUACGAACAUUUUUUUAUACAAUACAAAUUUAUAUUUGCAAAGAAAAACUACAGAAAUCGAAUUAGAAAAUGGUGAAAGAAACCGCAUAUUAUGAUAUUUUGGGUGUUAAACCCAAUGCCACACCCGAUGAAUUGAAAAAAGCCUACAGAAAGUUGGCCCUUAAAUAUCAUCCAGACAAAAACCCCAACGAGGGUGAAAAAUUCAAAGCCAUCUCUCAGGCAUACGAAGUACUCGCCGAUCCCGACAAACGUUCCAUCUAUGACGAGGGUGGCGAAGCUGCCAUAAAGAAGGGUGGCGCAGAUGGCGGCGAUUUCCGUAAUCCCAUGGACUUCUUUGAGAGAUUCUUUGGCGGCGGUUUCACUACAAACAGACGUCGUGAGCGUCGUGGCAAAGAUGUUGUUCACCAGUUGUCCGUGCAGCUUGAAGAGUUGUACAAUGGUGCUACCCGCAAAUUGGCUCUGCAGAAGAAUGUCAUCUGUGACAAGUGUGAGGGUCGUGGUGGCAAGAAGGGAGCUAUUGAGAAGUGUAUGCAAUGUCGCGGUGCCGGUUUGGAAACUCGCAUCCAACAGAUCGGUACCGGCUUGAUCCAGCAUGUCGAACAGGUGUGUCGCAAGUGUGCCGGUACUGGUGAAAUGAUCUCCGAAAAAGAUCGUUGCAAACAGUGCGUUGGCCGUAAAACAGUGCGAGAACGUAAAGUUUUGGAAGUUCAUAUUGACAAGGGUAUGCGUGACGGACAGAAGAUUGUAUUUAGCGGUGAAGGUGAUCAUGAACCCGAUUCACAGCCUGGCGACAUCAUUAUUCUGUUAGACGAAAAAGAACAUCACACAUUCGUACAUGCUGGCACAGAUUUGAUGAUGAAAAUGCCAAUUCAGUUGGUCGAAGCAUUGUGUGGUUUCCAACGUGUUAUCAAAACAUUAGACGAUCGUGAUAUUGUGAUCACAUCGGCGCCCGGUGAAGUCAUUAAGCAUGAAAUGACCAAGUGUAUAAUGGAUGAGGGCAUGCCGCUAUAUAAAAAUCCAUUAGAGAAGGGUCGUCUUAUCAUACAGUUUGAAGUUAUUUUCCCCGAUACAAUUCCAGUCUCCGUUAUACCCCAACUGGAACAGUGCUUACCACCUAGACCAGAAGUAACCAUUCCAAUUGAUGCCGAACAAGUCAAUUUGGUUGAAUUCGAUCCUAAACAGCGCAGAGAUCAACAACAUCAUCGCAUGGCAUACGACGAAGAUGACCGUUAUGACGAAGGACCCAGAGUGCAACAAUGUACCACAAAUUAAGCUUGUAAAUAGGCAAAGAAAAAAUAACACACAACCACAAAACACAUGCGAUUGAAUAACUUACUAAAAGCAAAAGUAUAUCCACGCAAAAGCAAAGCAGCAACAACAACUACUGUAAACUUUACUACUAACUCUCACAAUUCCUUUAAAAAUAAAAUAAAAAAACAUAUAGAAACAUACCAUACUCUCCAAAACUACAAACGCAUCUGGAAGAUAAAAUACAUACUAUAUACAAAAAACAUAAAAAAGAAAGAUUAUUAUUACAAAGAAUAUAAAUAACUGUUAAUUUAAACGCAAGGAGCCAACAAACAUAGGCACAUUCACAUUAGAUAUUUAACAUCUUAGCUAAACUACAACAAAAAAGUAAAACACAAAUAAAAAACAAAUAACUCAAUAUUUAAUUGGAAAUCAACAACACAUGUUGUAUUUAUUGUGUGUUUGUAGAUCCUAAAAAAUCUUACUAACAUUGUCCCUCCUCACUUUGCACUUUUUUCAAACAUAUUGUUGUAACAAAUUUCGUUGACCAACUGCAGCAGUUGCAGGCAACAUAUAAUAACGAAUUUAAAUUUAUAUUGAGUUAUUUUACACGAGUGUAUUUGAAUACAAGAAAAUUUAAUUUCGUCUAUUUUUUUAUUAUUAUGAUGCUUACUUAUUAAUGUAUAUAUUUCGUAAAUAUGAUACAACAAAUAUUUAUUUUUGCUUUACGUUUUCUUGCUAAAUAAAAUCUUUGAAGUUGCAUUCUUCCUUGUGGGG